GUAUGACAUACGUUUUUUUAUCUCUCUUGCGGAGACCCCUUUAUGCUUAGUCUGAGUGUUGUAUAGAUUUUAUCAUUAUCUCACGCACACAUCAGAAUUGAACUAGCUAUACCUUUUAUAGAGAACCAUGAGAUGCACUCACGCAUGUCGCGCCGCCUCUCCGGGCAUUGGCAUUGCUCCAGAAACCACCCCUGUCAAAUACACGCCUAUGAUGCUUAAUAUCAAGAAUAUGAUGUGGUGGAAUGGAAAGCGCAGUAUGUAUCGUGGGGCCUACCGCGAAAAAGGUUGGCUUGAGCUCAGUCGUUGGGGAGACUUCACCAAAAGCGGCCGCCCUGUAAUGAGGCAGCGCUAUUCGCGCGAGGCCCUCAAGGCUGCAUUGGAGAUGAUCCCAGAGGGCUUUGAGGUGGCAGAUGUACCUCGCCCACCACAGCGUAUUCGUGCUCAAUCUGAGGGAAUUGUGGGCCGCUGGUACACCAAUUACUGGACAUUGCAUUCAGUCAAGUAUCAAUGCUUUCUAGCGGGUAUUGAAUGGCAACACGGCGAGCGACAGCCCCCUCGGACAAACUACGACGAGCCGUUUGUUUACGUUGACUUUGAAGAGAGCAAGAUGGUGCGUGAUUAUCGCAGCCGCUGGAUAAAUGUGAACCGCUCGUUGGUAGGUAUGUCGAAGCGGAUGAAGGAGGCCGAGGAGGAGUCCCGCUACAUGCCGUUCAAGAGAUUGCAGGAUACCUUCUGGUCUGAUCGUAAGGUGUUGGUGAACCGUGUGAAGUCGAUGCACAACCAGGGAACGCUUUCCUCGGCUAAGGAUCUCCCCAUCAAGACGCUUAAUAUAAAAGCAUUUUUAUCUGAGUGAGUAUUUUCUAAUUUAUGCGAGAAAUUUAGUCCUGUUUUGUCUCUCAUUCUUGUGUUCUUUUUUUUUGUGUGUGUCUGUGUUGUUGAGUUUGGCUGCUGUAAUAUUUGUGGAAACUUGAUGAAUU
Molecule: messenger RNA, 977 nt
Organism: Phytomonas sp. Hart1
Lineage: Eukaryota; Euglenozoa; Kinetoplastea; Trypanosomatida; Trypanosomatidae
Source: the annotation of a GenBank genome assembly